AUGGUGAAAAAUAUUACUGUAUCUUACGGUAAAGGGCGCCUUCCCACCCUUACCCUCGAUCAAGAGCAGAAAUUGAAGGAUAUGUGGGCACACUUUCUAAACUAUUGUGGAUCCCUUCCCCCUAAUCUUAAGACAACGGUUUCGACUUUAACUCAACAUUCAGCAGAUACAAAACAAAAAAAGAAUGGAAGCAGCUGGUUUGGGCGAGGAAAAGUUGAAGUUAUUGAAGAUACUCCUGAAAUGGAGUUUGCGGCUUUUAAGGAAGCAAUCAAAGAACUUCCAGGUGAUCAAGUUCUUAAAGUGACUCUUCAAAUGGUCAGAUUCGACCAUCCUGAUUCUCUGAUGCUGAGAUUUUUGAGAGCUCGGAAAUGGAACGUCAAAAAUGCUUUGAUCAUGAUAGGAAAGACUAUUCAUUGGAGGGUUACCGAAGGUCAUCCAGAUAAACUUUUGCAAACAGGAGAAAUUGGAGCAAUUGAAAAUAAAUAUGACGAUUUCAUGUUGCAACUGAGAUCAGGGAAGGGCUAUAUUUAUGGGUAUGAUUUAAAUGGAAGGCCAGUUGUUCAUAUCCAUUCUGAUCUUCAUAAUCCUAAGGCUCAAGAGCUUAAAUCGGUACAAGAUUUUACUAUCUACCUACUUGAAACCGGUAGACUUUUAUUGAAAGAUCCUGUUGACACUGCUACUGUUUUUUUUGAUCUUAGCAAGUUUGGAUUGUCUAAUAUGGAUUACGGAGUGGUAAAAUUUUUGAUUGCUUGCUUUGAAGGAUACUAUCCUGAAACUCUUGGUCUUAUGAUUAUUCAUAAGGCUCCUUGGGUAUUUUCCGGAAUAUGGAAUAUUAUCAAAAAUUGGAUGGAUCCAUUUGUUGCCCAAAAAAUUGUUUUUACUAAAAGUUAUGAAGAUCUGCUUAAAUAUUUUCCUCCUGAAUAUAUUGAAAAGGAGCAUGGUGGCAGCGAUGAUUAUCAGUACAAAUACAUUGAGCCACCAGCAGGAGAAAGCGCAAAAAUUAACGACAAUGCAACUCGAGAAAAAAUUUUUUUGCAACAAGAAGAACUACAACAAGAAUUUAUUGAAGCCACUAUCGAAUGGAUUAAAUCAUCUGAUAAAAACACAAACCAAACAUCCCAGGCACGUAAGAACGAAAUUUCCGCUCGGUCUGCCGAUUUAUAUUGGAUUUCUGAUGAAUAUGUUCGUGCCAGAUCUAUGAUUGAUAGAACAGGGGUUCUUGAAAGUUUCAAUAAGCUUCACAGUACUUGGGUUGUUUCAGAGCCUAAGUAA
Magnusiomyces paraingens is the source of this 1272-nucleotide messenger RNA. RefSeq lists its product as uncharacterized. The record is from RefSeq and is a predicted model, not a curated record. The coding region runs from base 1 to 1272 and encodes 423 amino acids. Lineage: Eukaryota; Fungi; Ascomycota; Dipodascomycetes; Dipodascales; Dipodascaceae. The transcript has a single exon.